Pichia membranifaciens NRRL Y-2026 is the source of this 1420-nucleotide messenger RNA. RefSeq lists its product as hypothetical. Bases 73 to 1371 code for a protein of 432 amino acids. Gene Ontology annotation, biological process: proteolysis. Gene Ontology annotation, molecular function: metallodipeptidase activity. The record is from RefSeq and is a predicted model, not a curated record. NCBI's taxonomy places the organism in Eukaryota, Fungi, Ascomycota, Pichiomycetes, Pichiales, Pichiaceae. The transcript has a single exon.
GCCCGGUCCGGCGCACCACGUCUGUUUCCCCCCCCCUCUCCCCGCGACACCCUCUGCUCCGCAAUCCGCCCCAUGGACGCACACACACAAAUCCCCCCCGGCACAGACAUCGAGCGCCGGUUCGAGGCGCUCAGCAAGCGUUUCCCCAUCGUCGACACGCACAACGACUUCCCCUACGCGCUGCGGAUGCAGCUGCACUACGAGCUGUCUUCCACGCCGCAGUUCGACUUCGACUCGCUGCUCACGUCGCACACAGACCUCGUGCGGAUGCGCGAGGGCCGCAUCGGGGUGCAGUUCUUCAGCUGCUGGAUCGAGUGCAAGACAGACGACAUCCUGUCGCAGGACUUCAACCAGCCGUCGUCCAUCGUGCGCGACACGCUUGAGCAGAUCGACGUGGUGCGCCGGCUCGUGGACGAGCACUCGGGCGCGCUGCGGUUCGUGCACACGGCAGACGAGGCGCUGGCGUGCUUCCAGGACCAGGGCAGCACGCAGAUCGCCAUCACGCUCGGCGUGGAGGGCCUGCACCAGGUGGACCUGUCGCUGGGCGUGGUGCGCCAGUACCACGCGCUGGGCGUGCGGUACAUCACGCUGACGCACAACUGCGACAACCCGUUUGCCACGGCGGCGUCGUCGGUGACGGGCGGGCUCAGCGACCGCGGGCUCACGGUGUACGGGCGCGAGUGCGUGCGCGAGAUGAACCGGCUCGGGAUGAUGGUGGACCUCAGCCACGUGUCGCACAAGACGAUGCUGGACGUGCUGGCCACCACGCAGGCGCCCGUGCUGUUCUCGCACAGCUCCACGUAUGCGCUCACGGCGCACGAGCGGAACGUGCGGGACGACGUGCUGCUGCUGGUGAAGAAGAACGGCGGGGUGGUGUGCAUCAACUUCUUCCCCGAGUUUCUGCAGCAACGGGGCCGCGCGCGCGUCACGAUCGACGACGCGGUGGCGCACAUCCGGCACGUGGUGGAGCUCAUCGGGUGGGACCACGUCGGGUUUGGGUCGGACUUCGACGGGAUCCCGCAGGGCCCCGUCGGGCUCGAGGACGUGUCCAAGUACCCGGACCUCGUGAAGCGGGUGUGGGCCGCCACCGGCGCGUCCGAGGAGCAGGUGGCCAAGAUGAUGGGCAUGAACGUGCUGCGGGUGUGGAAGCAGUGCGAGCUCGUGGCGGCCCGCAUGCGGCAGACGCACGGGCCCGUGGACAGCAACUGGGACCAGCGCCGCUGGGUCUUCCACGAGUACUGCAAGGAGCUUCCGGAGCUCUUCCCGGGCGCGUUCGGCCUCAAGCAGAACGAGUACACGGACACGCAGACGCUUGUCAACGGCACCGCACACGACGGGUCCGAGGACGACGCUGCGCACGCCAAGAAUUAGAUAGCACCCUCUAUAGAAGCAACAGCAGCAGACUUUCUUAUCGCCCAAC